GGCAAAGGUAUAAAUACGUUUGAUUUUAAGUAAAACCUUUUUCACCUUAUCCAUCAACUUCACAUUACACAGUAUUUGAACUCUACAAAACCCUCAACAAUAUCGACCAAGCAUUUAUUUAUCUUCAAAAAUGAUGCUCAAAACGUUCACCAAAGCAUUGGUUAUCCAGGCCAUCUUGUCUAUUUGUUUAAAUGGAGUGGUUUAUUCUGCACCAACGAAUAACAUGUUGCAGGUACGCGGAGCUACUCUAGGAGAUGUGAAUAUCGAUACUCGAGUUUUCAAGCGCCGCUAUAGACAUCACAGAGGAAGGGGAAGACGUUUCGGAAGAUUCAGGAGUAAAUUCCGUAGGCUUACAAACAAGUUCAAGCAUAUUUUUCAUAAACGUAACUUUUUGCAGGAAAAACGAGCUAUUAACUAUGAUGAACCUAAUCUCCCUCAUCGACACAAAAAAAAUAAUUAGUUCUUCUCUUUUUCAUUCGCGAGAUCCUAUUCUUAGAUAGUAGGGUAAUAUAUACAUCAAAGAAAUGCGUACGAAUCACAUCAAUAUACAGUAAUACAUCGAAGAUAAUUAAAAUCUGCGAAAG
Molecule: messenger RNA, 584 nt
Organism: Meira miltonrushii
Lineage: Eukaryota; Fungi; Basidiomycota; Exobasidiomycetes; Exobasidiales; Brachybasidiaceae
Exons: 2
Coding region: 131-460 (109 amino acids)
Source: RefSeq, a predicted model, not a curated record